AUGAAAUAAAUAUUCACAAGCCUUUUAUUAUCUUCUUACUUUUUACUUCAAUUAGUAAAAUCAUGUGAUGAAAUAAUAUAAUGUGAACCUAAUGACCAUGAAUGCUUGGUUUAGUUGAGCUUAUUUUAAACAUGUGUCUCCUCAAGAUGUGACUCGUACAAUAUUGAAUCUUAAAAUGCCUAGGAAUUAAGUAAAUGUUAUUCUGAAACUUGCAUUUCAAAAUAUGAGCCAUUCAAUCUAUUGCUUCAAAAAUACUCUAAUUGUAUGAUUGAAAGAAUAUUAAAAAAAGAUUUGCAUUUAAACUUACCUACCCUAUAAACCAUUAUAGAUCCAAACCUAUUCUAAAAAUGUAGAUAACGUCUUGCUGAUUAAUGCGUAUUGCUAUCUCCUGAAUGCCCUUAGCAAUUAAUUAAAGAAUUUGAAUGCGCAUAAAGUUGUUUACCUCCUGAUCACUAUAAAAUGAUUGAAUUUUGCCUUACUAGAGUGUGUAAACCAGAAUUAGUUGGCUUAUAAAUUUUAAAUUAAGAUUAUGUUGAAUGUCUUUCAAGUCAAUAUUAAGGUUAAACUAACCCAUAACCAAGUUAAUAAGUUAUAAGAAGUACAAGUGAAAUGCUUAUUGUAUCUUUACUACUUUUAAUAAUAUCUACAAUUAUGUAUUGA
Tetrahymena thermophila SB210 is the source of this 660-nucleotide messenger RNA. RefSeq lists its product as hypothetical. The record is from RefSeq and is a predicted model, not a curated record. NCBI's taxonomy places the organism in Eukaryota, Ciliophora, Oligohymenophorea, Hymenostomatida, Tetrahymenidae. The transcript has a single exon.